Messenger RNA from Periconia digitata, 605 nucleotides. The record is from the annotation of a GenBank genome assembly. Lineage: Eukaryota; Fungi; Ascomycota; Dothideomycetes; Pleosporales; Periconiaceae.
UACAGCUUAUUAAGAAUAGUAGUACUAUCAAUAAACAAUCAGGCCAGAUUUCCUUUUUUGCCACCUCUCUUUUCUAAUUGGACAGAAAAGCACACAUAUAAAGAACAUUUUUUUGCUCUUUUCUCCUUUUUUCGAUUGUUUAUUUGGAGAAGAUGGAUCAUGUGUUAUGUGGUGACAUCUUUACUUUCUCUCUCUCUCUCUCUAUAUAGUAUUGUCGUUGUUUGGUAAGGAUAACAAGGCAAGCACUUAUAUAGUCGAGUAACUAUCAACCAAGCGGGAAUGAUGAGUACCAACAUCCAGUAAUCCAUUUUCCUCCAUGUCGAGAAUAAGAGAGAUUAGAGAAACAGCUAAGCAGACAAACAGAACGACCAAGAACCUCAACAAAGAAACAUGUCAAAUCAACCAACCAGUGAGUGUUUUUAUCUACCCUUCCGAUAUCUCCCCUAGUCAUUGCACAUCCGCCUUCUCUUCUCUCAUUUCCCCUCUCAUUACACAACAUCCAUCCAUUCAUCGUCAAUCCAGUCCAUCUUCCAUCAUCUCAUCCUACCCUCAAUAAAGAAAAAAAGCACAAUAAUAAACAUAACACAUUAAUGCCGAUAAUAAUC